Osmerus eperlanus (European smelt) is the source of this 4695-nucleotide messenger RNA. RefSeq names its product 5'-AMP-activated protein kinase subunit gamma-2-like. Gene Ontology annotation, molecular function: AMP binding; protein kinase regulator activity; protein kinase binding. NCBI's taxonomy places the organism in Eukaryota, Metazoa, Chordata, Actinopteri, Osmeriformes, Osmeridae. Gene Ontology annotation, cellular component: nucleotide-activated protein kinase complex; cytoplasm; nucleus. Gene Ontology annotation, biological process: protein phosphorylation; regulation of catalytic activity. Bases 432 to 3134 code for a protein of 900 amino acids. The record is from RefSeq and is a predicted model, not a curated record. The transcript is spliced from 16 exons.
GGAGCUAUUAUUUACUGGCGGCCAGUCAGCGUGCGUGCUACAGUAAGCUCUUCGCAGAUCCAUCUCAAACCUAAAGCGCGCACCUACACUAGCGAGCGCACAUUCCAAUCAACACAUCAGCUUUGUUUGUGCAAUUUCGAUAGGCGAAUAUUUGCGCGUGAGACUAGGUGGGGUUCUUAAACGGAUUAUUGAUCCCGUCGAAGUUGCAUCUACAACAAAUGAAUGCGGAUAUAGACAGUAGGAAAUAGGAAUCAUCCUGCAGCGAGGAACGUUCCCAGCUUCAAUAUUCUACACCAAGCUGUCCUGUCCACCUCUCCCAAGUGGUCGGUGGUACGUAGGCUAACAUAUACCUACGAUAUAGGUAUUUCCGGACAGACACUAAACGUUUCUAGGCUACUUUUACACAAAACAUCGAGUUUUCUGUCUUUCUUAUGAUGGGAAGCACUGUGGCGGACCCCAAGAAGAGAGACGUGAAGAAGAAGAGUGUAAGGAAGAGGAGAUCGCUUCGGCUGAACAUGCCCGACCUCAGUUCUUUUGCCAUGCCCUUCCUUGAAGGGGAGGCAGACCAUGUGGACAAGGACAGCUCACACAAGGGUGAGGGGAACUGCCACUCUGCCAGCCCCACCAAGGGCUUCUUCACACGGGGGCCGUUCAGCCGGCCCUCCAGCCCCAAAUCAGCCCCGGCCAGGACCAAGAACAGCCCUGGCUCCCCCAAGACCAUCUUCCCCUACCCUCCCUCCUCGUCCGCCUGCCACCAGGACUCCCCUCCCAAGUCCCCCCGUAGGUUGAGCUUCUCCGGAAUCUUCCGCUCGGCGUCACGUGACUCCGCCUCUUCUUCUACCUCCACCUCUCCUGUCAGCAUCAAGCUGUUCUCCCGUGCCAGGAAGGCCUCCAGUGUGUCAUCACCCCCCUCGACGCCCUCCCUGCCCCCCCAUCCGGCCUCCCAGCCUGCCCCCGCGUUCCCUCUGGAGUUGUAUCGAAGUGAGCCAGAGAGGCUGGAGACCCGCCUGCGUUCCUACUCCUCUCCCCCAGACACAGGCCAGCGUUACAGCCCGCACACAUCCUCCUCCAGGCCUCCCCACACACCUUACACCACCAUCGCUACCUCGCGAAUGGUUUACGCUGUUGCUGAAGGCAUGCUGGAGAAAUUGGACCCUGACGAUGCAGCUGUUGAGAAAUCCGAGAGGGAUAUCUACAUGCGCUUCAUGAAGUCGCACAAAUGCUAUGACAUCGUUCCCACCAGCUCCAAAUUGGUGGUGUUUGACACCACCCUACAGGUGAAGAAGGCGUUUUUCGCCCUCGUGGCCAAUGGGGUGCGAGCGGCCCCAUUAUGGGAGUCAAAAAAGCAAAGCUUUGUGGGUAUGUUGACCAUCACAGAUUUCAUCAACAUCCUGACCAGGUACUACAAGUCUCCAAUGGUUCAGAUCUACGAACUGGAGGAACACAAAAUUGAGACAUGGAGAGAGCUGUAUCUUCAGGAGACCUUCAAGCCUCUGGUGAACAUCACACCAAAUGCCAGUAUCUUUGAUGCGGUAUACUCCCUGAUCAAGAACAAGAUCCACCGUCUGCCUGUCAUCGACCCCGUUAGUGGGAACGCCCUCUACAUCCUCACACACAAGAGGAUCCUAAAGUUCCUGCAGCUCUUUGUGUGUGAGAUGCCCAAGCCAGCAUUCAUGAAGAAGACUUUGGAGGAGCUGAAUAUUGGGACGUACAGUAACAUAGCCUUCAUCCACCCUGACACGCCCAUCAUCAAGGCCCUCAACAUCUUUGUAGAGAGAAGGGUCUCUGCCCUUCCUGUAGUUGACGAAUCAGGGAAGGUUGUGGACAUCUACUCUAAAUUUGAUGUCAUAAACCUGGCCGCUGAGAAGACCUAUAACAACCUGGACAUCACGGUGACCCAGGCCCUCAGACACAGGUCUCAGUACUUUGAGGGAGUCAUGAAGUGUAACAGGAUGGAGACUCUGGAGACCAUCGUAGACAGGAUAGUGAAAGCUGAGGUCCACAGGUUGGUAGUGGUGGAUGACAACGCCAGCAUAGUGGGGAUCGUCUCUCUGUCUGACAUCUUACAGGCACUGGUGCUGACCCCUGCUGGUAUUGGCAGGAAGGAGUCAGAUACGGAAAUGGGACCGAAAAUAGUGGAGCCACUGAUGGAAACAGAUGUAGAACCCGCAGAGGCAACCGGAGAACUGGAGGGGGAACCACCUGCAGAACCAGACGUAGAAUCACUUACGGAACCUUUAACUGAACCGGUGGAAGAAUCACAUGUGGAACCUUUAGCAGAACCGGAGAUUGAUGCACAGUUUGCUGAAGAAGCACUGACUGAAGAAAAGACAGAGACUGCUGUGGAACAAGAGGCUGGGGUUGAGGCUGAGUCUAGGGUUUCUGGGGCUGAGACUGGGAGUGGAGUUGAUGCUGAAGCUGGGGCUGAGGGUGGGGCUGGGGUUGGGGAUGAGGCUGAGGCUAUUGGUGUGGAUGAGGUUGGGGCUGAGACAGGGGGUGGGGUUGACACUGACGCUAUGAAGGAUGUGGAUGAAUUAGAAGCUGUCGUGGAAGUAGAGGCUGACACAGAAGAACUACAAGAGACUGAGGCAGAGACUGAGGCAGAGACUGAGGCAGAGACUAAGGCAGAGACUGAGGCAAAGACUGAGGCAGAAACUGAAGAAGAGACUGAAGCUAACAUACAUAUUGAUGCAGAUAGCAAAACAGAGGCAGAGGAUGAGCUAGAGGCUGAUAUAGAGGCUGGGGCAGAGGAUGAGCUAGAGGCUGAUAUAGAGGCUGGGCCAGAGAGUGAGUUAGAGGUUGUGGCAGAGACUGAGGCUCAGUGUGAGUCGGAUGCUAAGGUAAGAGUUGAGACAGGAGUUGAAACAGAGAGAGAAUCUGAUUCAGAUGCAAGGACAGAGACAGAGGCCGAGACAGAGGCCGAGACAGAGGCCGAGACAGAGGCAGAGACAGAGAAAGAGGCGGUGAUCGAGGCAGAAACAGAGAGUGAGGCAGGCCUACAAGACGAGUCAGAGGUCCAGACAGAAGUAGCAGAGUCUGAUGUUGAUCUACAGCUGGAGAGUGAGGCUGAGGCACAGAGCUCUGAGGCAAACACAGAGCAGAAUGAGGCAGGGGCAGUGUUAGAGGCAGAGUGAUGUCAGAACCAGGGACUCUCUGUGAUUGGUCAGAAUUGACGUGAAGUUACGCUGCCGUGAUAGGAAGUAAAGGAACAGGAUGGGGGUGGGUCAUAGCCCCCAGGCUGAUGUGGAAUUGGCCAGAAGGCAGGCUUGGAGAGUUAUGAUUGGUCAGGGUUAAUGUGGGGCUCUCAGAGACAGGUGGCUGAUAGAACUUUGUCAGGUUGGAAAGAGGGGUUAUGUGGGACUUGUGAGUGAACCUAACAGGUUUAGCUUCGGUUUCCCCCUCCCCCUCAUCGUUACCCCCCUAUCUGAAGCACCUAGGAUAGAGUACACUGUCAUCAACCCUCCUUUAAUUCAAAACCAGGUUUUACCUUGUGGUUGUUGGGAUUGCUUGAUUCCAAGCCUAAAAAGACAGGAUAUUUAAAUGAGGACCACAACCCAUGUCCAGACCCCACCCAGUCUUCUCUGGGCUCUCUGCUCUCUGGGGAUCAUUGAAACCGUGCAACCUUCUUUUAAAGCCUUUUCAGUUUUCAGUAGUGAUGUAAAAGUCUGUGGCUCUGUGUGUGGUCCUCUGUCCGGAUUAACUUUAGGGCUUGGGUUUCUGUUGAUGACAAUGGAGUCAAAAGGCUUAAAUGUUGUCAAGCUUGCCUGAGGAAUAUUCUAGAAUCAACAAGAGGAAACUCUUGUUUCAGAUUCACAUACUACUUUAAAAAUAUUUAUAACAUGUUCUGUUGUUUCCUACCAUCUGAAAUACAAUAUCCACAAUCUUUAUUUGCACAGGGUUCUCAGGGAACUAAGCAGAGAGGGGAGUGUGUUGGGAGAACCCUGUUUAAGACCAAUCCCCCAUAAUGCACUACUUCUCUAAUGUCAUGCUUGUGCGUCAUUGGUGCCUUUCAUUCAUCUUGUGGCCCACCAUCACCAUGUCUUGGGAGAGAAUAUAGAAAGGGAGGAAGAGUGAGUGAGUGUGUGAGUGAGAGAGGAAAAGAGUGUAAUUUAAUCUGAAUGUGAAUGUUACAGCAAACCAAAACCAUAGUCCAGCUAUGGAUGAUAUUCCCUACUGCUAUAAUCAUCACUCAUAGAUUUAUUUGCUGAAAUCAAGAUUAUUUAAGAAUCAAAGUCUAUUAUUUUCAUGAUAUGUUCAUCAACUUGAAAUGAUGCUGUAAAGAUAAAGAUUUAAAGUUGUAUUUAUUUAUUUACUGACAAAUUUGUGUUUUUUGUUCUGAUAUCUUGAAGAUGGUGGAAUUGGAGAAGAGAUAACCCACCGUAUGUCAUAAUGCAGCCAGAUUUACUGUAAAUGUACAAUGUGGACUGGAGGAAGACACUAACUGUUCUUUCUUACAUUACCCAAACCCAUUUGUUUCCAGGCCUUUCUGAGACAUGCAGAGGCAUCUGUUCUCUGUAAGCAAUCAAACUGUAAAUAAAGACAAACCAUGUAAAAAAAAAAAAGAAAACAUUACAAUAAGGUGAGAUGAGAAUGGAAAUUAUGUGUUGUAUGGAUGUUUGAGGGUUUAGCGCUAUGUUGUGGUGCUUUGGUGGAACUGCAAUGAGAACGAGACACGUUUAUGGUUUCCUGGAAACA